Messenger RNA from Suillus clintonianus, 3092 nucleotides. RefSeq lists its product as uncharacterized. The transcript is spliced from 10 exons. Lineage: Eukaryota; Fungi; Basidiomycota; Agaricomycetes; Boletales; Suillaceae. The record is from RefSeq and is a predicted model, not a curated record. Bases 1 to 2760 code for a protein of 919 amino acids.
AUGAGUUUGGAUGAGCGUCGGGCACUCGAAGCGCUGAAAGAGGGCAAUAAUACCACCAUCCUUGACUGGCAGGACUGCGAUGACUUCAGCUUUGGCGAUGUUUGCAAUGGAACGGAGCCGCUCGCCAUCAGCCAUGCUGGUGGCGAGUUUACUGACCUCGCAAGAGAGGUUCUAGGAGACUUUUGGAGAAUCAACAAUCGUGUUCGACGUGUGGAUAACCGCACACGUCGUGAUCGUGUCCUCCGCAGGAACAAGGCGUUUGCUGAGCAGAUGCCAGUGAUAACCGAUGCGUACCUUGCGUGGAGCCUGGCAAGACGUAAGGAAGGGUUUUUUGAGAGAUUGGAGAGAGAAGACCUGGAUAGUGGCUCUGACUACGGUCAAUGGCCAAUCAGCGUGAUAGAUGUGUUCUAUGCUGAGAAAGUCAAUCUUCGAAUCUUGCCAACAGAUGCCACUAUCAGCACUGCGCUCGUUCGUCAAGGCCUGAUGCCUUGUUCACCCAUAUCACCAACUGUCGGAAUCACUACUGAAGCUCUGGAUUUAUACCGUGUAGCGCAUCUUAGAAGUCCUCAAUUGUCUAUCCAGGCUUUCGUCAAAACCAUGUGCGACUUGCAUGGUGUUGGUUUCCACAGACACCUAUCUCGUCAAUUCUCUAUUGCGUUCGACCUAUAUCUUCAAGUUCGACGUUCGGUGGCUGCCAUGGUAGCCGAAUCACUACGACGUGACUCACCCGAUUGGCGCCUGAAACAUGCUUGUCCCGCAUGUACAUAUACACUAACAGAUGAACCACAGUUAACAUUUAGCUUGCUCUACGCCAUGGAUGGCAACGACUCUUUAAAAAGAGUCCUUCGCAGAUCUCUAGAUACUGAUGAUUCUCUCAGUACAUCUUCAGAACUUCCAACAGGGCAGCAACUGGCGAGCGACCGCUACCUAUCUCGCACCUUUGUCGACCAAUUCGCGCGGGACUCUACUACUGCAGGUGAUGAGGAUGUACAUCUCGAGAACACGUGCGAGGGACGCUGGAAGAAUAUGGACGAUACAAAGACGAAGAAAGCAUGGGGCAUUUAUGAUGAAACGGGCAUAUUUGUGGCCGUGUGCCGCCAUGGAUUCUCUCUGCUUGUUGCGGAUAUGGUACAGAGCGGGGAGCUCGCAAAGUAUCCUCUGGCCGUUGUUUCAAAGUUGCUGGACGUAUUUGGAAGCAAUCUGGGUGGCGGAUAUGACAUCGGUUGUCAGUUCAAGACCACACUUGACAACAGCUCCCUCGGACCCCUUGCACGGUCUAUGCAUCACACUUGCCUUGUCGGUGCCUUCCAUGGACAUGCGCACAGGCGAUUGUGCCAACUUUUCUCGCUUACUACUUACAUCAAAGGUUUGGGCCUCGAGGAUCUGGAAACCUGUGAACGAACAUUCUCAAAAUCGAAUUCAUUAGCGUCUGCGCUACGGUACGCAAGUGUAUUCCAUAGACAACAGUCCAUCGACACAUACUUCGAGCACAACGACGAUUUUGAAGUGUACGCUAAUCUUUCCGACUUUUUAUAUAACAACUACAAGCAAGCGCUUGACGUUUUGAAUGACGGGGAUGCGACCCUACCGAACUUGAUGCGAGAUCUCAAAGUUACCGACGAGACCGUGUUCGAGCACUGGCUGGAGGAAGAAAAGGUAUACCUUCAAGGUCUGACACGAGAACCGGAGGUUGAAACACUGCACAUGGAGUAUUGGCAAAGGUUGGUUAGUCUUACUGCGAGCGAGGAAACUCUGGACGCUGCAAUAACAGCUUUCCAGGGCUCAUCGCACCUCGAGGCUGCGCCAUAUGAUGUGCAGGCGAAGAAUACUCGCAAUGCUGAGAGUGCCCGACGGCAUGCUCUUGAGGACCAUGAGAGGUAUUUGAAGCUCGUUCAAGCACUUGAGUGCAGGCUCGAGAUCGAGAAACGCUGGACUCCUCACGAUGCAGAGUGGCAGAGGGUUGGAAGACUCGUGGCCAACCGGAAGUACCAGCGUGCGCUGGAUCGACUCGAAGGAUUGAUCGUUGCACGUAUAUUUGAGCUGACGAGGAUGAACCGUGCGGGCACAGGCUACAAACUGCGAAAGCAUAUUGCUAAGGCAUUGCAAACACGAUCCGUCGCCAUCCGAACGGCCCUCAACACAUACAACGCUAUCGCUGGGUCAAUGCACCCUCCCCGCCGGACACUUAAGUGGGACGAGGUCGUAGAGUACGCGUUCCUCGCAGACUUCGACUUGCUACGUGAUACACGUGCGGACGUUUCUCGACACCCUUGGUCAUCGGCUGCUGCUCGUAGCGCGAUGGACCUCCACUUCAAAAUGUGUCGGGCGCGCGAAGAGAUUGAGCGCCUCGAUACUGAGGUACGACGCCUCGUGACCUAUAUACGUGAUGAAGAGAGGUAUCUACGGGAAUGUGAGAAUCAGUUAAAAGACACCAGCCCAGCACUCGCACAUCAAAUCGCCAUCCACCGAAACACUCGAGGACGCUUCAACUCACGACAUCUUAAACGGCUUUACGACAUAUCAAAGCUUCCGGGUUUCAGUGGGACACUAACCCCUGGUGUUAGCGCUGACACAAGUCCCGGGGAGAGCGCGAGUGUAGCUAACGCACAGAUCCCCACCCAGAUGCUUGUUGCACCCCUCCCUGUUGAUCACACCGCAUCCCCCUUAGACGUAGACACCCAGGAUGACCUGGAUGACGAGGAGGAAGAGGACGAGUCGAAACGCGCCGUCAAUCCGACCACUUUUGAGCGAGAUACUUGAGUUCAUCGUGUCGCACAGCGAGCUCAAAGGUUUCCAUCACUAUGCGGCGUUAGGCACAGCGACGCACGGUAACCGCAUCACGUGAGUCUAAUAAUAGUACGGUAAUAACAAUAACACAACUACGUACCUACUACCUACAGCUGUAUAUAAAGUCCUUCGUUAUCCAGGAGAUAUUGGAGGAGGCUCUGAUUCACUAUAUCCGCCUGAUCUUACAGGUGCGACACACGUGCAUUAUCUCCUAUAGUUACCGUGCGUAGGUGGGAGUCACAGGUGGGAUUUGUAGGUUUGGAGUAGUCAGUAGACCUAGAUUGAUGGAAAUCUAAACUUAUGCA